Messenger RNA from Frankliniella occidentalis (western flower thrips), 1774 nucleotides. RefSeq lists its product as uncharacterized. NCBI's taxonomy places the organism in Eukaryota, Metazoa, Arthropoda, Insecta, Thysanoptera, Thripidae. The transcript has 2 exons. Bases 42 to 1658 code for a protein of 538 amino acids. Gene Ontology annotation, molecular function: protein binding. The record is from RefSeq and is a predicted model, not a curated record.
UCCAGUCAGUCCAGUCGCAGUGUGCCAGUGCAGUAGUGAAGAUGGCAGUCUCCAAGCAGAACGCAGUUUUCCAGCUGUCGGACCCGCCCGAAUCGAGUGCUGCCAUGGAAGGCUUCCCCGACGAGUUGCUGCUGUUGGUCAUGAGGUUCGUGCCCGCCAAGGACCUGCUCGCCUGCCGCCUCGUGUGUAAAAAGUUCACCAGGCUCGUCGCGGACCCUGUGGUGUGGCGGCACCGCAGUGUUGACCUCAGCCGCGGCGGCGCCUUGCCGUGCGCGGUGCUUCGUCUGGCGCCGUGUCUGAACGUCAUGAGCAUGACCGUUCCGCUGGGGAUGCGAUGUCCGCACGCGUUCUACACUGAAUGUGCGGCGGCAAAGCUGGUACUUCGUAGUUUGGGUUCGGGGGACGCCAUUGGCCAGACAGUCGUCUCAGUGAUCCGCAACCAGGAAAGGCUCGGCCGCCUGCGGAGCCUCUCGGUUGAGUUGCCGCGUGAAAUGCGUUCUGCCGAUGCUGCCGUCAAAGUAUUGACAACGUUGGCGACAACGAGCGGCCUGGAGGAGCUGUCCAUCAGCGGCAGUGCGGGCUCCAUGCCCACCGAGGACAAGCUGCGCCAUCUGCGCGCCGGGCCCACCCCCACUCUGAGGCGUUUCCAUCUUGACUGGAGGGCAAGCAUGUGGCAUCAUCAUCCGACGGGCGAUGGUGGAGACCGACUGGAUCGCCAGGUGGAGGACGUCUGCAGGUUCGUGCUGGCCCAGCACGCCACCACCCUCGAAGAGAUCAGCUUCAACCCCUCGUCGCCCCUCUCGACCACGCUGCAGGCGUCCCUGCUGGCCAACUUGCCCAGCCUGCACGAGCUGAGCUGCCCCGUCCUGCCCGGGUUGCCGGUCCUGGCGGCGUGCCGGUCGCUGAGGAAGCUCACCCUCAUGGUGACCCGGAAGUCGGUCGGCCCCGAGACCGCCGAGUUGCUCCGCCGCGCCGAGCAGCUGCGCGACGUCACCCUGGUGUACUACACGAGCGAGCUCCUGCCCUGGACCCCCAGCACCGCCGGCGUGGACCUGGUCUGGCACUUGGCUGCGUCCGGGCGGUCCGACGUGGAGUCGCUGCGCAUCGCCAACAUCCCGAGUCACCUGCCCCAGCUGCGGCCGCUGCUGCGAGCGCUGCCCCUGCUGACGCGCCUGCGCCACCUCUGCGUGGAGGCGGCCCCGGACGAGCUGCUCCGGGCCAUCACCCCGGUCACGACCCCGGCGCUGCAGAGCCUCGCGGUGAACCAGUCCAGGUGGGGGUGCAUUCACGCCUGGCUGCACAGGCGGGAAGUCAAGACGCUCCUGGGUGAGAACCCCUCGCUUCAUGUCAAAAUGUGCAUUGGGCGUUCAACCUGUAUUGGGCGCCCCUGCGACGUGUGUGCUUACGAGUGUCACCCUGAGCUGUGGGACACUGAUGCCGGCUUUUUCACGCAUGACCCGAGAGGCGUGUGCCCAUGUCCAGAGAUCCACGAUAGAUAUGGACCGUGGUACUACAUUCCCGACAUUGCAAGCCUAGAAAUGCUGACGGAGAGUACGCCCAGGGGCUGGGCUGAUGUGGAAAGUUUAGAGCCGGUGCAAAUCAUCGAGUCCUCCGAAGACAGUUUUUCUGACCCCGACUUGGAUGUGGACUGGUUCUGAAUUACUGUCUGAUGAGUUCCUAUACUGCCAGUGUAUACUUGCCUUUUUGUCUUGUAAUAUUCUACUCUGCAGGGCGGUUAUUUACUCUCCAGAGAGCCCCCCCCCCUCAUGUAUGU